Eimeria mitis is the source of this 975-nucleotide messenger RNA. RefSeq lists its product as uncharacterized. Lineage: Eukaryota; Apicomplexa; Conoidasida; Eucoccidiorida; Eimeriidae. The record is from RefSeq and is a predicted model, not a curated record. The transcript is spliced from 4 exons. Bases 1 to 975 code for a protein of 324 amino acids.
AUGCCGCUAGGGUUUAGGCCGACGGAUACAUACUACCUUGAUGCAGCUACAAAAAGGCGUGUCUGGUUUUUGAUGGAGGGGUCUUCACGUGGCGGCAGCAAGAAGCCCUCAUCAGCAGCAGCAGCAGCAGCAGCAGCAGCAGCAGCAGCAGCAAAAGCAGCAGCAAAAGGAUCUCAUGUUUCUCUGUCUCCUUCUUCUCUGUCUCCUUCAUCUUUCUCUCCUUCUCUGUCUCCUCUUUUGUCUCCUUUUUCUGCUGCUGCUCUCAACGCCUCCCCGCUGCAGCCAACGCUCUCUUUCUAUUCUACAUACCAAGUACCCAGGAUACAGCCUGCUGAGCAGCAGCAGCACCAAGAGCAGCAGCACCAACAGCAGCAGCAGCAGCAGCAGCAGCAGCAGCAGCAGCAGCAGCAAACUAUCAACCGACUGCCCCUUCUACAUCUAUUCCUGGCGCUACAAUAUCUCCUUCUGCUGCUGCACCCUCCUCAUCCCCCUCCGCAGCAGCAGCAGCAGCAGCAGCAGGAGCAGCAGCAGCAGCAGGAGGGGGGUCCCCCCUACCAACGAAGAGAACAGCAGCAGCAGCAGCAGCAGCAGCAACAGCACCAACAGCAGCAGCAGCAGCAGCAACACCAAGAACACCAGCAGCAGCAGCAACACCACGAACAGCAGCAGCAGCAACACCAACGACACCAAAAGCCGCAGCAACACCAAGAACACCGACAGCAGCAACAGCAGCAACAGCAGCAGCAACACCAAGAACACCAACAGCAGCAACAGCAGCAACAGCAGCAGCAACACCACGAACACCAACAGCAGCAGCAACAGCAGCAGCAACACCACGAACACCAACAGCAGCAACAGCAGCAACACCACGAACACCAACAGCACCAGCAGGAGCAGCAGCAGCAACACCAAGAACACCAACAGCAGCAGCAGCAGCAGCAGCAGCAGCAGCAGCAGCAGCAGCAGCAGGAGUGA